Messenger RNA from Symbiodinium pilosum, 4479 nucleotides. The record is from the annotation of a GenBank genome assembly. Lineage: Eukaryota; Dinophyceae; Suessiales; Symbiodiniaceae.
AUGGAAGCGUACCUCGCAGCCUACCCGGCGCAAGUUGCCGAUGAAUUAUCGGAGGCCAACAUCUUUGAGCACCUGCAGAUUUUCCAAUUUUCGUUGCUUGACACAGCAUCCUUUGAAAGGAUGCUUGAACAGCUGCUCUUGAAUGUCAGACAACGCACACUGGCAGGAGGUAGGGUCAUCUAUUUUGCAGGCGUGCUACACACCAUGUCGCCCCUCGAUAAAGAGGAGGAGCCGGAGCAGAGCAUGUCAGAGGUGCCCAGCGAAGAUUCUGCAAACUCGGACGAGAUCUUCAAACGCGAUCAACAUCGCAUUUUCGCCAUGUUUGAGAACCUGCCGGCAGAACAUGUUGUGCGGUCUUGUACCAAGUUCGAAAGAUGGCUCAAAGCAACGCAAAUCCGUCGUGAGAUGGAACCUUGGAUCCAGAGGAGAGAUGGGGAUGGUCAUGAGAAGGGCCCCUUCGAUAGGCUCUCUGAGCGCAUUGGGGCCUCUGUAAGGGAGGCUAUGCAGCAAGCAGAUGAGGAAGGACAGCGCAGCAUUGUCAUCUCCCUUUUACAGAAGGUCGCGGACACCAGUGCGGAAGAGAUGGCCGUCAGAACGGGCCAGGUGCCGAGUGAGCCCGGCCCAGCUAAUGCCUCGCGCUUCGCUGACCUACAGCCCAUUGGUCAGGAUUCCACGGCCCCUAUGAGGAGACCGACAGACCUGGCGCAAGUCAGCGGAGCGGGUUUUGCUGCUAACCAGCAGUGGCUUGCCAAGGGCGGCCAUGCAGAGCAGGCAGAGUCGGCCACUUCGGCUCCUUUCUGGGCCCUCUCCCUGACAGUGCCCGGGAUCAGUUUGCUGUCCCUUCUGGACAGCCUUUCCGCCUGCGCCUACAGAUGGCUUCCGCUGGGUGUGGACCUUGGCUCCUGCGCCCUGGCGGGCAGGUACUUUCAGCAGUCGUUCUCUGCCUCAGACCUGGCUGCCAUCGUGGUUGAGGUGGUUGGCUACGAGUUCGCACCAUUCAUUGUCGGAAGGUUAACUACAAGUGGCAAGCUUCUGUCUUCCGUGCUGUGCCGUAGUGCCUGGGCAUGGCUGGGCCGAAAGUUUCCCGAUUUCUGCUUUGGAAUCAUCAUGUCGAAAGCAGCCAGCCAACAGGAGGAAGAUGCAGAUGCAGAUGACGAGGUCAUGGUGACGCUGUCUUCGCAGAUACGGGGGAACCUGCCCAUUCACCGGCAUCGCCUGGUUCUUCUUCCCCGGAUGGUCGCGGAGACACGGCCGGCAGAGUGGCAGGACUUUGCCCACAUGCGAGAUAGCAUCUAUGUGGACGCCGUGAGCUCUCGUCUGGGCUAUCAUUUGGAGACUGGCUUUAUCGUUUGGAAAUUGAGGUCCCAAAGCCAGCUGCGGACCCCUUCACCAAUCCUCUUCAACUUGCUGGCGGCAAUUGUUGCAGCGAACUUACACUGCAUCGUUCUGGCCAGUGGUGGCAGUUUGGAGGUGAGCUUCUACUUGGAAAAUGCCACGGCCGAUCUGACCUUUGCAGUAGAUCCUGUGCGUCCCUUGGGUUCAGAGCUGGCUGUUCCUCUUGGUCAGGUCAGUGUGACACACUGCUCCAUUGGAGUGGCCAUGAGCCGGCUACGAUUCAGCGGUUCGUUCAUCUUCGAAUCCGCACUUUCUCAGCUGCAACCUGCUUUGCAACAGUUUGUGAAUCAGGAGCUCCCCAGCGUGGCCUGCUCGCAGAUACCGCCGCUACUGGAAGAGCAGGCCACUGCGGCUCUGGCAUCUGUGCUGACGCAGGUUGAGCCUCUCUUGACAGGUCACCAUGAGUUGCCGCCAGAACCAACAGCAGUCGGCAAUGUGGUUGACUGGUCCAGCUAUCCGCCUGCUCGACUUCUGCGCGAGCUGAUCAGAGCAAAGCCAGGUGUCGUGGCAGGUUUGAUGAGGCGUAUCCCUGCCCAGAAGGUGCCCCUGCAUCAGCUCCACAUCAAUCGCAGCAUCACUGUCGAUGCUCUUGGAACAACCUUCAGAAGCUAUUUACAGGAGUUGAAAGUAGAUGGCCUAGACAGCUUCGUUGAGGGAAGCUUGGACCUGCAUGGAAAUGGUCACACUUUGACUUCAACAGCUUCAUUCAGCGAUCUCAGAUUCACCGCAACAAUACAGGCUCAGUUGAAAGCCGUGGACCGACGCUCAUUAAAGCAAGCCUUGCCUCUUCUGGAGCAAUUUGAAAUAUUGAUUGGCUUGGGCAACAUCACUGCUGAGACUGAUAUCCUUGCCAUGGUCUCUGAAGAGGCCUUGGGAGCUUUGGAAGUGGAUCAAUUCCAGAAGCUGGAAUGCCUGGUGGCAUGUGCGCGUGGGGCGGCCCUGGGCUCCGAGGCACCCGUAGCGCUGCGCAGGUUAGAUAUCCAGAACAUGACGAUCCCAUUGGCCCGCAUGGUCGGGACUGGGUCGCUGGGAGAUGACGUUGCAGAUGCCAUGACAUCCAUGCUGAGGGCCACUCUUCAUGGUUAUGCGCCGUCGAUUGAACAGAUCAUCCAGUCUUCCGCAAUCAUCCUCCAUGAUACUCUGAAUGACAUGGUCAAGCAAACGCUGGAGAAUGCCCCGCCGUGUCUCAAGACGGAGGUCUAUUUCGGACCAGAAGGUUUGGUCAACAUGUCCUUGCUCCUCGCAUCUUUGCUGUUGGCACUGAUCGGAAUUGCGGCGGGAGUACACGCAGAAAUGCACGAGGACGAAGGUGAUAUCGCAAGCGACAAAACAUCUCUGGGAGCCAGCUCUGCAGUUCCACGUGGCGUGUCUGUUGCUUAUCCCUUUCUCCUUGUAGCCACGAUGUUCUUGUUUCUUUAUUCCGACCUGGGACUGGGAACGGUAAUCAACAUCGUUUUCCAAGCCGAGUCAGAGCGCGUGACCAUUGGCCCGGCAUUCUCAUUCUCAGUUUUCACACUUUCGCGGGACAGCUUGCGUGGAGGUGCAUGGCUAUUGGCACUUCUGAUCGUUGGACUGAGUGGUGUGUGGCCUUUUGUGAAGCUCGGCCUCUUACUGCAUGUGUGGCUGGCCCCUUCGACGAGGCUGAGACCGUCACGACGAAGUCGAGUUCUACUCUUCCUGGACGAGUAUGGAAAGUACAGUCUUGUUGACUCAUGGCUUGCCAUCCUGGCCCUGUGCGCCUUCGAUAUCAAGUGGUUCGGGCAGGAGGUGUUUGUCCAGGUGACCCCCGAGCCAAUGCUGCCUUUUUUCACCUUCGUUGUUGCCAGCGUUCUGUCGCUGGUCCUUGGACAUGUUGCAACAGAGUGCAACAGGCGAAGCUUGGAAGAUGGCAAGCUGGCGAGCGAAGUUUCCCGGAGAACCAGCCAGGGCAGCAGCCAAUAUUGGCCGAGGCAAAGCCUGUGCCGUGAACUUUCCCAAGGGCACUCGGCGCUUUUGCUGGUGCUGACUCUUCUUACCGGGCUCGCUGUAGCUUGUUCGGCCGGUCUGAUGUCCCUGCAGUACAAGGUGUCUGGAGCCAUAGCCGACCUGCUGCUGGAUGAAGAGGAGAAGGAUCUCAAAUACAGCCUCAUCAGCUUGGGCAUGUUCUUGACGACAGGAUUUCAAGAAUCCGGUGGUUUGCACGCAGUUCAAUCUAUUUUCUUCAUCUUCACUCUUGUCAUCCCACUGCUGCUGGUUUGUGCCGUUUUGACGCUUCUGCUCCUGCCUAUGGAGCGUCCUCAGCAGCUGUUGCUUUGGAAAAUCUGCCAUGUCCUGGAUGCUUGGGCGGCUUUCGAUGUUUUCGUGUUGGCCGUGACCGUGGCAAACUUCGAGUUUUGGAUCUUCUCAAAUUUCUUGAUCUAUCACGACAACAUUGCCGCGGCAUGUGGUUGGGUUUUCGACAACCUUGACGUGGACUGCUUGGCAAUGGAAUGUCACGUGCUUCCUGGGUUUGCACUCCUAGUUGCAGCAGGCGCUGGGUCAUAUGCUGUCCCCAAGAUGGUGCUUUCAACCUGCGAGGGUCUCUUCGACCAGGUGGAGCCGGUGUCGGACAGUGAGGAUGAAGGUGCAGUUGUUUGCCGAGCCCCCGCGAAACUUUACCUUCGACGGUCCGCAACUCAAGAGGACGUCUUUGACCUCUUUGGCACUGGCGUAGCAGAAGCUUGUUUGAGUGGGUACAAUGGCAGCAUCUACGUGUACGGCCAAACAGGCAGCGGCAAGACUCACACGAUGCAGGGCGAGGUGGAUUCUGUGCAAUCAAUGCAUAGCGGUGCGCAGAGGGGCUUGAUGUGCCGUAUCUUGGAUUACAUCUUCGCCGAGAUAGGUCGUCGCAAUCAAUCGGGAGGAACAGUUCAGCACGGCUGCAAAUGCUCGUACCUGGAGAUUUACAAGGAGCAGAUUACAGACCUGCUGGAGCCAAGUUCUACAAAUCUUCAAAUCAGAGAGGACAUCAAUCAUGGCGUGUACGUGGAGAAGCUCAGCGAGCACUCUGUGUGGUCGGCUUCAGAUGCAUUCCACGUGGUCUGGAAGGCUUGCGCAUGCCUGUAG